CUGGUCUAGCCAAGGGCAGUGUGGAUAAAGGUGCGUCUGCAAAAAAAGAGGGACUCGAUCCAGCAAGUAACGGAGAGGAAAAGUCAGACGGAGACAAAGAGGUAGCAGUCAGACUGGCUUCCUCCCCUGCAGCAGAAGUAAUGCUCAACGGCAUCGAAUGUGACGACACGAGGCACAAGAGCCCGACACACGGCUCCACGACAGGCAGCACUAAGACUUCACUGUUGUUAAAUGAAAAUGGGAUGCUAGACCUGGAGCCACCGCACGCUUCUGUUACUGGAAGCAAUGGAUUCAUUUUCACUAAGCAGCAGCAGGACGGCAGCUCUGCAGCGAUGCCAGGUUUGGGAGCUUCCCCUCACAGGACUAACUGGUUGCCCUCGGGCACAUCAGCAGGGGGACAUGCGGUCAAACCUGUCUCGGCAUCAGGGAGUGCACAGACUUCGGGUGCGUUACGGACUGACCCCAGUACGGGGACUACGUUGGGACAGGGUAUAUCGGACACUAAAAAUGGCACAGCGCCGUCUCCUGCACCCGUCACAAUACACAGAGCACGCAAGACCAUGUCCAGGCCUGCUGUCAGCCCGGCACAAAAGCUUCUGAACAGGGAAUUAAGAGAAGCAAAAAGUGCCACAGUCGAGAAAAUGGAGACUAACGUUGCACCUGAUGAGCAGAAAACCUUGCAGCAGUCCUCUCAGAACCAUCUACCUCAGAGUCCACCAGAAACGCCAGCUUCUGCACAAACCACGUCAUCUGCCUCACCAGCACCUCCACCAACCCCAGCUCCUCCGGCCCCCACCAAGCUCCAACUAGGCUCGUUCUCCGGAGGGCUGUCAUCCCGAAAGAAAAAGAGGAGGAUGGGAACGUACAGCCUGGUUCCCAAGAAGAAAACCAAAGUGCUUAAGCAGAGAACUGUGCUAGAGAUGUUUAAGGACCUACACCAAUCGUCGAAGAUCCCACAGACUAAAGAGGCAGUGAACAUAAAUGGGGAGAAGGUGGAAAACGCAUCUGAGGAGGAAGAGUCAGAGGAGGUGGAGUCUGAGGAAGAGGAACGACAGCAGAUGUCAGAAGAACCCGUCAGUGUUCAGGAAACAUCUGAACCCAUCUCCCAGGUGGAGGUUGGAGAUGAGCAGGAGUCUGAAGAGUCUGGAGAAGAGGAGGGAGAGGAGGAGGGAACAGAGUCCGACAUGAGCACAGAGUCGGGUCUGAAGAAGAAGUUGAAAAAGAAAACGAAAGGAGACAGCGCGUGGCUCAGGCCGUCCAGGAAACGGAAGAGGAGGUUAAAGGUCAAAGACCUGGAGCUGGUGGUUCAUCCUCAGGCUUCAGCUCAGGCCCUGGCAGGUGAUGUAAAGGAGUACACGCAGAUUGUCCUUCCUGAGUCCGUCAACGCCAGCAAGCCCCAAGAGCUGGUGGCGCCGCCACAGAAUAAAGCUGUCGUCGUAGGGUCGGCGGUCGAGGAGUCUCAGGAGCUUCCCCUCUGCAGCUGCCGCAUGGAGACGCCCAAGAGUCGAGAAAUUCUCAUCCUGGCCGAUAGGAAGUGCAUGGCCACAGAGAGCGUCGACGGACAGCUGAGCCGCUGCCAAAGUGCCGUACUGAAACACGAGAUGAUGCGUCCCUCCAACUCUGUUCAGCUGCUCGUUCUGUGCGAAGAUCACCGCAAUGGCAUGGUGAAGCACCAGUGCUGCCCGGGCUGCGGCUUCUUCUGCAGGGCUGGAACAUUCAUGGAGUGCCAACCGGACGUCAGCAUCUCUCACCGCUUCCAUCGUGCUUGUGCCUCGGUGCUGAAAGGUCAGAGCUUCUGCCCUCACUGUGGAGAGGAGGCCAGCAAGGCCAAGGAGGUCACCAUCGCCAAGGCUGACACCACCUCCACUGUACCCACCGCGCUCGCUCAUGGACCUGCCACACCCGGGGCCCCCGAGGGUCGCGCAGACACCACCACUGGCAGCUCUUCUCGUUUAGCUGUCGGGGCGGAGACCAGCGGCCGGGCCGACAGCUCCUUUUCUGUUCGUUCCUCACACGGCCUCGACACGUCUGCCGUUCCCGGGUCGUCCAGAACUGCAACACUGCAGACCAUCAUGGGAACCGCUGCUUCGCCAACAGUUCCUCAAGGACCACCGCGAGAAACUCUGGAGAGCAUCCUGGUCGCUCUGGACACGGAGAAGCCCAAGAAGUUGCGUUUUCACCCCAAGCAACUUUACCUCUCGGCCAAACAGGGAGAACUCAAGAGGGUGUUGCUCAUGUUGGUGGACGGCAUUGACCCAAACUUUAAGAUGGAUUCUCAGAACAAACGUACUCCGCUUCAUGCCGCAGCUGAGGGCGGACACAAAGACAUCUGCCACAUGCUCGUUCAGGCCGGUGCAAACCUGGACAUGUGUGACGAGGAUCAGCGGACGCCACUGAUGGAGGCCUGUGAGAACAACCACAUGGAGACGGUGCUGUACCUGCUGAGAGCUGGAGCCAGCGCCAUGCAGAAGGAUGUUGAAGGCUUCACGUGUCUCCACCUAGCGGCAAAGUCCGGUCAUUACAACAUUGUCGAGCACCUUCUCUCCACAGGACUGAUCAACAUAAACUGUCAGGAUGACGGCGGUUGGACAGCCAUGAUCUGGGCGACUGAGUACAAACAUGUUGACCAGGUGAAGCUGCUUCUGUCCAAAGGAGCCGACAUCAGCGUCAGGGACAAGGUUAGCUGCGGCGUCUGUCCUCCCUGUGUUCGUCACGAUUUACAGAAAAAUAUAUUGCAAUUGUUGGUUUACAUCAUUUCCUCUUCUGUUCAGGAGGAAAACAUCUGCCUUCACUGGGCAGCGUUCUCCGGCAGUGUGGAGAUUGCGGAGCUGCUGCUGAACGCCCACUGUGACCUGCAGGCUGUCAACAUCCACGGAGACUCUCCGCUACACAUCGCUGCUCGGGAGAAUCGCCUGGAUUGUGUCACGCUUUUCCUGUCUCGAGGAGCAAAUGUUUUUCUGAAGAAUCGUGAAGGAGAAACUCCUCCAGACUGCUGCAGCCACAACUCCAAGGCCUGGGCGGCUCUGCAGGCCAACAGGAAGGAGAGGGACGCCAAGAACAGCAGACUCAGUCGAACAGAGGAGAAAGUCCUUCACAGUGACAUCGCUCUGGGACAGGAGGGAGUUCCUAUUCCUUGUGUCAACUCUGUGGACAGUGAAACGAUCCCAGACAACUACAAGUACAUCUCAGAAAACUGCGUCACCUCCCCCAUGAACAUCGACAGAAACAUAACGCACCUACAGUACUGUGUUUGUAAGGAAGAUUGUUCGGCAAGUAUCUGCAUGUGUGGACAGCUCAGCCUGCGCUGCUGGUACGACAAGAGCGGUUGUCUCCUCCCCGAGUUCUGCCGCGAGGAGCCUCCCCUCAUCUUCGAGUGCAACCAUGCGUGUUCCUGUUGGAGAACCUGCAAAAACCGCGUCGUGCAAAAUGGACUCAGGAGCAGACUUCAGCUCUUCAGGACCAGUAAGAAGGGCUGGGGCGUCCGGGCCCUGCAGGACAUACCACAGGGGACCUUUGUGUGCGAGUACGUCGGUGAGAUCAUCUCCGAAGCAGAAGCAGAGAUGAGGCAAAACGACGCCUACCUGUUCAGUCUGGACGACAAGCCGCAAGACAUGUACUGCAUCGAUGCCCGUUUCUAUGGAAACAUCAGCCGCUUCCUCAACCACAUGUGCGAGCCCAACUUGUUUGCCUGUCGAGUGUUUACGAAGCACCAGGACCUUCGAUUCCCACACAUUGCCUUCUUCGCCAGUGAAAACAUCAAAGCUGGAGAGGAGCUGGGAUUUAACUAUGGCGACCACUUCUGGGAAGUCAAGAGCAAACUGUUCAACUGCGAAUGCGGCUCCUCGAAGUGCAAGUACUCGUCGGCGGCCAUGGCGUCGCUGCAGGCCGACAGCACGCCAGAGGAGCAGCAGCAGCCGAGCGCGUCGCCCGACACCAGCUCCUCCAACAGCCCGCCCAGUCCUUCAUAAAAGCCUCCGCACACUAAGCCUCGCCACACGUGCAGGACCGAGGGCGCCACCUGUUUCCAUUCACCGAGAACUCUGAACUCUUUUCUCUGAACUUGUACUGUAUCUCUCCACUUCUGAUUAAAUGACCAUGGACCAUAGACGACACUCACACUGAGAAGCAGAUGCACAGUCGAUUCCUGGAACAAGUCGCUGCUCCUUUAUUCCACCUGGUGUAACAGCAGGGGGCAGUGACGUCACGCACAGCAAACUUCACGGGGACGGUUAAAAACAGUCCUUACAUUUCAUCCUUUACAGGAAGGAGAACUGUGCGUUUUGUCUUUAUUAAGAUAAUUGACAUCGUUGAAUGGCUUUUUCGUAGAAUCGUGAUAAAGGAUUUCUGGGUUCGGGAUGAGCGUAUCGUUGUCUUUUGCGAAGACAACCUCAGCGUACGGCUGAGUUGAACUUGUUUGACCGUUGUGGUCAUUUAUCAUGAACCAUUCCAGCUGAAUUAGCAGAUAAGUAAUGAAUUUUGUUGCCACUUUUCCGCGUCACCUCAUCUUCGUUGCCGUGUUUGAAUGGAUGUCCAACAUUUGCUACGACGUUUGGUUCUAAAUUGAAAAUUGAAUCAAAUCAUGUAAAAAAAAAAAGUGAACCAUUUUUUUAUUUGCUACUCGAGUGAGUAUAGAUUGAUAGAACGAUGUUGUACCAUUCCUCAAGAAUGAGGCGUUUCUAGUCUGAAUAAAUUGGCUGAUCUUUUUUUAUUAAGCAUGGGGAUCUUAAUGUGUCAGAUAUUUUGCCACGGUUUUGGAGGAAUUUACUAAACUGAAGUGGAGGAAAAAGAAAUAACAUGGUGCUGACAAAGGUUUUUACUUUUGUUUUCAUUUGUAUUACCCAAGUGAACAUAGUUUGUAAAAUAAGAGAACAUUUUAAGUUUUUUUUUAUGUUUAAUUUUAUCUCCAGUUUUCUAAUCGUAGUUACUGUAGUUAGCCUGUUUUUAAUUUCGUUUUUGCCAACAGAAGCCAACCCGUCUUUUUAAAUGUUGUUAGUAAAGCAGUGACUGUUGUGCAAAGUUUUGAAAGAUAUAAAUGGGUAAAAAAAGGUUAUAAAAAUGCACUUCCAGUACGUUCUGUUACAUAUUUCUGGACCGUGAACCAUUCAUCUACUUGGUUGUAUCUUUUUCAAUAAAUUUACUACUAAUGCAUUUA
Messenger RNA from Paralichthys olivaceus (Japanese flounder), 5152 nucleotides. NCBI's taxonomy places the organism in Eukaryota, Metazoa, Chordata, Actinopteri, Pleuronectiformes, Paralichthyidae. The record is from RefSeq and is a predicted model, not a curated record.